AUGGCUUCACAACUUGUUAGUGAUGUAAGAUGUCAACCAUUACUAAUGCAGUAUGCAGCUUCUUAUGGUGAAAGAGGAAGCAAACAAAAACCAUUUCGUCGCCAAAACUAUGGUUAUCGUCGAAUAGAGAAUAACAUAAUUUACCCUGAAGAAAGUGCCUUCAAAGAGCACAAAAAUAAGAAAGAAUCAUCACAUGAAAAGGGUGCAAAACGUAGCACAAAUCUAGGUCAAGCACAGAAGCUUCAGAGGUUAGGAUUCUCUUACCUUGCAACAUCUUUUCUUUACAUGGUAAUUAAGGUUAAAGCAUUGUACAAAGGUUUCAUUGGAGAUGUUGGUAGUGAAUCAAGAAUGGUGGGAAUUGAAGCACCAGUGGCAGAGGCAUAUUUCUCAGUUCCAGUUCUACCAAAUUAA
Vicia faba (fava bean) is the source of this 411-nucleotide messenger RNA. The record is from the annotation of a GenBank genome assembly. Lineage: Eukaryota; Viridiplantae; Streptophyta; Magnoliopsida; Fabales; Fabaceae.